GUGCUGCGGUGCGGGGGGCGGGCGGGCAGGCUGGAGAGGAGCAGCCCGGGCCGGGUGGGGAGCCCAUACCGAAGCACGGACCAGACGCUUUGUUAGCUGGAGGCCCGGACUGCCUGAUCCGGGAGGUGGAGCCUGGUUCUGGACUCUUGUACGUAGUUUCGUUUCUGGCCAUUUUUUCUACCGCCAAAUGGUGAGUUAGGGCUGUGGAUCUUGAGAGAUGGCGUCGUGUAAAGGAAAGAGCCUACUUUGACUAAGUCUUGGGUCAGACUUCCUGAACCUGAGUUUACACCUGUGUAACAUAAAGGAGUUCGACUAAGUGAAGUCUGAGAUCACUACAACUCUGAAGUUUCCAAAGGGGAGAAGACAGGAGAAGGAAGCAGAAUCUGUGCCAGACUCUGCAGACGAUUCAGUGAAUGACCCCGAUUUAGUCCUUCCACCCCUCACCUACUCAGCUUUUUAUCUGUGAAGUGCAACCAUCCAUUUCCUGGUCUUAACUCCCAUACCACAGGAGUGGGCCCAUGAAUCAAGCCAACCGAAGUACCAUAAUUCCUCAGUCAUAGGGAUUGGUUUAGGAAUGGGCAGGUUAACAAAAGGAGCCAAUCAGAGACAACCUCACCAUUUUGGCUAGCAUUAUUGAGAAAGAGGCACCUCACUCUGGCUGAAGUGAAGCAAAAACUUAAAUUAUCUGUGGCCUUUGGUCACCAUGUGGCAUGAACAUGUCUGAGAAAGAAAUCAUUACAAGACAAUAGAGGCAGUCUCGAUGGUAUUGCAAGAGGAAAAAAGUGCUCAUGAAUUGAGACAUAUUUCUUGGCUCUCUCCUCAGAGUUGAAACCCUAAGGGGUAAGGGAUAGACACUGCCAGGAAGACUUCGGAAUUCAAAAACAGGGAGCUUGUGGCUUGGGCCCUGUUUCCCACCUGGAACUUUGCCCAACACAGGCAACUACAAUCAAGUAGAAAUGGCAACAUAAUAUGUUUAAGCAGAUGGCCAGGCAGCAUUGAUAACCACUCCCACUCCUGCAUGUUCCUUGACUACACUGAACUGAAAAGGAGAUACAGAAUUCCUUAAGAGAGAAGACAACCCAGAAGUAAUAAUCUAUCACAGAAGGAGAUGGCAUAAGGGCUGGACCAAGAAGAUGGACAGUUGGAAGGAAAGCUGGUUUGGAUGACUUGCUCUGCUUAUUCCAGGGGUGUGUUUCGUCGAGAUACACACAAGAGUGAGAUUGCUCAUCGGUUUAAUGAUUUGGGAGAAGAAAAUUUCAAAGGCCUGGUGCUGAUUGCCUUUUCUCAGUAUCUUCAGCAGAGCCCGUUUGAUGAGCAUGUAAAAUUAGUGAAUGAAGUAACCGAGCUUGCAAAAACAUGCGUUGCUGAUGAGUCAGCUGCAAAUUGUGACAAGUCACUUCACACUCUCUUUGGAGAUAAACUGUGUACAGUUGCAUCCCUUCGUGAAACCUAUGGUGAAAUGGCCGACUGCUGUGCGAAACAAGAGCCUGAGAGAAAUGAAUGCUUCCUGAAACACAAAGAUGAUAAUCCAGACCUCCCUAAGUUGAAACCAGACCCUGAUACUUUGUGUGCCGAGUUUAAGGAAAACGAACAGAAGUUUUGGGGAAAAUACCUAUAUGAAAUUGGCAGAAGACACCCCUACUUUUAUGCCCCAGAACUCCUUUACUAUGCUCAUCAAUAUAAAGGAGUUUUUGCAGAAUGCUGCCAAGCUGCUGAUAAAGGUGCCUGCCUGAUACCAAAGAUUGAGUCUGUGAGAGAAGAAGUACUGGCUUCAUCUGCCAGACAGAGACUCAAGUGUACCAGUAUCCAAAAAUUCGGAGAAAGAGCUCUAAAAGCAUGGUCAGUAGCUCGCCUGAGCCAGAAAUUUCCCAAGGCUGAUUUUGCAGAGGUUUCCAAGAUAGUGACAGAUCUUACGAAAGUCCACAAGGAAUGCUGCCAUGGUGACCUGCUUGAAUGUGCAGAUGACAGGGCGGAUCUUGCCAAGUAUAUAUGUGAAAAUCAAGCUACAAUCUCCGCUAAACUGAAGGAGUGCUGUGAUAAGCCUCUGUUGGAAAAAUCCCACUGCAUUGCUGAGGUGGAAAAAGAUGAGGUGCCUGAAAACCUGUCCCCAUUAGCUGCUGAUUUUGCUGAAGAUAAGGAAGUUUGCAAAAACUAUAAUGAAGCAAAAGAUGUCUUCCUGGGCACGUUUUUGUAUGAAUAUGCGAGAAGACAUCCUGAGUACUCUGUCUCAUUGCUGUUGAGAAUUGCCAAGGGAUAUGAAGCCACACUGGAGGAUUGCUGCGCCAAAGAUGAUCCUCCUGCAUGCUAUGCCACAGUGUUUGAGAAACUUCAGCCUCUUGUGGAUGAGCCUCAGAAUUUAAUUAAACAAAACUGUGAACUUUUUGAAAAACUUGGAGAGUAUCUAUUCCAAAAUGCGCUCAUAGUUCGUUACACCAAGAAAGUACCCCAAGUGUCAACUCCAACUCUCGUGGAGGUCUCAAGAAACCUAGGAAAAGUGGGCUCUAGGUGUUGUAAACAUCCUGAAUCAGAAAGAAUGUCCUGUGCCGAAGACUAUCUGUCCUUGGUCCUGAACCGGUUGUGCGUGUUGCAUGAGAAGACACCAGUGAGCGAAAGAGUUACCAAAUGCUGCACGGAGUCCUUGGUGAACAGACGGCCAUGCUUUUCUGCUCUGACAGUCGAUGAAACAUAUGAACCCAAAGCUUUUGAUGAGAAAACAUUCACCUUCCAUGCAGAUUUAUGCACACUUCCCGAGAAUGAGAAACAAAUCAAGAAACAAAUUGCACUUGUUGAGCUGGUGAAACACAAACCCAAGGUAACAGAGGAACAACUGAAAACUGUUAUGGCGAAUUUUGCAGCUUUUGUAGACAAGUGCUGUGCAGCUGAUGACAAAGAGCCCUGCUUUGCUCUGGAGGGUCCAAAACUUGUUGUUUCAACUCGAGAAGCCAUAGCCUAAAAAGAACACAACCACAAGCAUCUCAGCCUACCCUGAGAGUAAGAGGAAAAAAAGAGAAAUGAAAACUCAGAGCUUAUUCAUCUGUUUUUCUUUUCUGUUGGUGUUAACCAACACCCUGUCUUAAGAACACAAAUUUCUUUAAAUAUUUUGCCUCUUUUCUCU
Messenger RNA from Eubalaena glacialis (North Atlantic right whale), 3115 nucleotides. RefSeq names its product albumin (gene ALB). Lineage: Eukaryota; Metazoa; Chordata; Mammalia; Artiodactyla; Balaenidae. The record is from RefSeq and is a predicted model, not a curated record. Gene Ontology annotation, cellular component: blood microparticle; cytoplasm. The transcript is spliced from 18 exons. Gene Ontology annotation, biological process: transport. Bases 1163 to 2953 code for a protein of 596 amino acids.